ACUUCUAUAACCUCAAAGGUAAAACAGGUUGGAAAGAUAAAAUGGCGGCAGACUUCAGAUCUUAUCUUGGGACACAAGCAGUAACAGAUUGGAAGCAAAAGCAAAAACCCACGAAACCCACUUCUGCAAUUCCAUUUAUUCCUGCAAAAUGAGAUGAGAGCUUCAUUUCUCUCUCAUUCUUCGUGUUGCUUUCAUAAUAUCUCCUUUUCUAUCAUCUUUUAUUGCUGGGUAUGUACUUGUUGGGUGUUGACUGUUCCCGCAUCCAACUCUCAAUUCCGUGGUGAAAUGUACAGUGCCCAUCAAUUCAGAAUGGCACCCUCUUUUUUCCAUUUUUAGGAAAAUUGAGGGCCAACCAUCAUGUUUCUUCUGUUGGGAUCCUUAUAUAUGAUCAGGAGUGUGCUCAAUUUUUGUCUCUGAGAGUAGUUCUGGAGUCUGGAAGAUCUCUAAUUCAGUUCUUGAGCUUAUUGUGUUUCCAGUUAGUCAGUUUCACGUUCAAUUUCUGUUAUUCUGCUAUCUACCAUCAUUUGAAGCUAUAUCUUCUGCGGUUGAUUCAUGGGAUCGUGAUGGACAACCAGCGUUAUGUUCAUUUUGUGGGGUUCAUCUUCAUUUUACUAUGUAUCCUCCUGUCUGAGACCUGUGUUGCUAGCUAUCAAAGAAUUGGGAAGAUGACUCCAGGGUUUCAAGCAUCACAAAUGAGUUAUAUUGAUAGAAAUGGGUUGUUUCUCUUAUCCAACAACUCAAACUUUGCCUUUGGCUUCAUCACUACCCAAGAUGUCACCGAGUUUCUACUUGUUAUCAUCCACACAGGCAGUUCACAAGUAAUCUGGACUGCGAACCGAGGCUCUCCGGUUGCAAAUUUUGACAACUUUGUGUUUGAUCUAAGUGGCAAUGCCUACUUAAAGAAAGGGGGAAGUGUGGUUUGGGCAACGGAAACUGGUAACAAAGGAGUUUCUGUCAUAGAAUUGCAGGACUCAGGAAAUUUGGUUAUGCGAGGAAAUGAUAGCAGUCUAAUUUGGCAGAGUUUUCAUUAUCCUACAGACACCCUUAUAUCAAACCAAGAUUUUGUUGAAGGAAUGAGACUUGUAAGCGAUCCUAGCUCAAGUAAUUUGAGCUAUACUCUUGAGAUCAAGUCUGGCGACAUGAUCCUCUCAGCAGGUUUCUCAUCUCUACAGCCCUAUUGGUCUAUGGGACAGGACAAUCGAAGAACAAUUAAUGCUAAUGGUGGAGGUGUAACUUUAGCAUCCUUUAGUGCAAAUUCAUGGAGGUUCUAUGAUAAGAACAAAAUCUUGCUAUGGCAGUUUAAGUACUCAGCUGAUACUGAUGCAAAUCUGACUUGGGCUGCAGUUUUAGGAAAUGAUGGUUUUAUCACUUUCUACAGUCUCAAGGAUGGAGCAGCCCCUUCAUUAGCAAAAAUACCAGGCAAUCCAUGUAGUACACCGGAACCUUGUGGUGCAUAUUCUAUUUGUUCUGGUGUCACCAGGUGCCAGUGUCCUUUUGCACUUAGUUCAAACAAUUGUGGAACAGGUAUUACCUCUCCUUGUGGUCAGCAGAAGGAUUCAGUAGCUCUUGUGGAUGUUGGAGAUGGGCUUAAUUAUUUCGCACUUGACUUUGUUUCACCCUCUUUAAAAUCUGAUUUGAAGGGCUGCAAAGCAUCUUGCCUUGUUAAUUGCUCCUGCCUUGCUAUGUUCUUCGACAGGAGCUCAGGAAACUGUUUCCUGUUUGAUCAAAUAGGUAGCUUCCAAAGCUCAGGCCAGGGAUCUGGUUUUGCUUCAUAUGUUAAGGUUAACAAAACUGGAGGCAAUUAUACAGACGAUGGAGGUAGAGGAGGAAGGGGAAAAGGCUUCCCAUAUGCUGUGAUUAUAAUUGUUCUUGGCACAGUUCUUGUCAUUUGUGGCCUUCUCUUUGGUGCAUUUAGAUACUACAAGAAAAAGAAACAAGUAUCAGAAUUUCCUGAAGAAAUUUUAGAAGAGGAUAAUUUCUUGGAGAAUUUAACUGGGAUGCUAAUCCGCUUCAGUUAUAAAGAUCUUCAAACUGCAACAAAUAACUUCUCUGUUAGGCUUGGGCAUGGAGGAUUUGGCUCGGUUUACCAAGGAGUUCUUCCAGAUGGAACACGCCUUGCUGUGAAGAAAUUGGAAGGUAUUGGUCAGGGGAAGAAAGAAUUUCGAGCUGAAGUUAGCAUCAUUGGCAGCAUCCAUCACCUCCACCUGGUCAGGCUCAAAGGCUUCUGUGCUGAAGGAAGCCAUAGACUUCUUGUUUAUGAGUUCAUGGCAAAUGGAUCUUUGGAUAAAUGGAUUUUUAAGAGAAACACAGAAGAUUUCCUGCUGGAUUGGGAAACAAGAUUCAGUAUAGCACUGGGAACAGCGAAAGGGCUAGUCUAUCUUCACGAUGAUUGUGAUGCCAAGAUCAUUCACUGCGAUAUAAAGCCAGAAAAUGUGCUUCUAGAUGAUCAUUUCCUUGCCAAAGUCUCAGAUUUUGGUUUAGCAAAACUAAUGACUCGCGAGCAAAGCCAUGUUUUCACGACUCUGAGGGGCACCAGAGGCUACCUUGCUCCCGAGUGGAUCACAAACUACGCAAUAUCAGAGAAGACUGAUGUCUACAGCUAUGGAAUGCUGUUGCUAGAGAUCAUUUCCGGCAGAAAAAAUUACGACCCCAAUGAAAACUCAGAGAAAUCGCAUUUUCCAUCCUAUGCUUUCAAGAUGAUGGAAGAAGGGAAACUGAGGGAGAUUCUUGAUUCCAGGCCAUCAAUGACCAAAGUUGUCCAGAUGCUGGAAGGUCUCUGCCCUGUUCCAAACCCCCCCAUGUCUUCUCCACUGGGUUCUCGCCUUUAUUCGAGUUUCUUCAAGUCCUUCAGUGAAGAGGCCAAUUCCUCAGGACCAUCAGACUGCAAUAGUGAUAAUUAUCUUUCAGCUGCAAGACUUUCAGGUUCAAGAUAACAGUCAUUGAAGAGAUCUGUUGGGCGAUUGUUGCACAGAGAUUGUAUCAUGCUUGAUAUCACAUCUCAUUUCCCUGUAAAUUUUGUAAUAUGAGCCGCUAUAUUAAAAAAAAAAAAAAAAAGAAGAAAAAAAAGAAGAAGAAAUUAUAACAUAACUUUAACAGGUGUGCUCAGAAUGGCCUUACGCCUAAACUGCUUCAUAACCAAGACAAUAAAGGUGACCAGGAACUGGAGAUAGGAAUACUAGAGCCUACUGAAUGUUUAAUAAAAGCUUUCCUGGGAU
Rubroshorea leprosula is the source of this 3215-nucleotide messenger RNA. Lineage: Eukaryota; Viridiplantae; Streptophyta; Magnoliopsida; Malvales; Dipterocarpaceae. The record is from the annotation of a GenBank genome assembly.